Ambispora gerdemannii is the source of this 203-nucleotide messenger RNA. NCBI's taxonomy places the organism in Eukaryota, Fungi, Glomeromycota, Glomeromycetes, Archaeosporales, Ambisporaceae. The record is from the annotation of a GenBank genome assembly.
AUGUCUAAAUAUGACAAAAGCUGCCUCACUUAUCUGCAAGGUCUUCUAUCUAGUGGGGUAAUCCACUCAAAUUUCCUCAAAAAAUAUCAACAACCGCUAUACGAAAUUAAGAAGCACAAUUGUCUUGAUGAAAUAAAACUAUACGAUUCCGACAUUCGCGUGCUCUCCUUUUUAAUGUUGUUACCCAGUGGACCAGUCUUUAG